UGCAGCAUUAAUAAUGCAAAAUCAUACACAAAAAAAUUAAAAAAGACUCUCUCUCUCUCUCUCUCUCUCUCUCUCUGUGUCUUUGUUUGUAUUAUCCCUCUCUCUCUGUAUCGCUCUCUGUUUGUGUGUAUAGCUAUUGAGUGAGAGAGAGUAUGACUGAAUGUAUGAAAGUGUAUAUUGAACAGUGAACGAAAUAACAGUGAAACAGUUGAAUAGUAGUAGAAGUAGAAGAAAGGAAGAAGAAUAGGGGGUUUUGGGUACUUGGGUUAUAGUGGUUGUCAUGGUGGUGGUGGUGGUGAUGGUUGUGGCAAAUUCCAACUUUCAAUAGUAAUACGUCAGCGUUUUAGUAGUCUCUUCACAGUUCUUCCAUUUCGUUCGCGUGCCCAUCUUUUUAUGCUCACUGUCAGAUCUUUCUCUGUCGUCAAAUCGACUCCUUCUUUGCUCUCUUUUCUGGUUUUUUUGUGGGUUCGGGGUUUUGGGGUUCGUUUCGUUCACUCUCUAUCAUAGUCUCUUCCUUUCCUUUUUUUUUUUUUUUCGCUUUUUUCCCGUCUUUUUCUCUCUCUAGCCUGGGAUUUAGGUUCUUCGUUUUGGGGUUCCCUCUAGAGAUUUUCGGCGUCGGAAUUUUUAUUUUUUUAAUUAAUUUUUAUUUUUUUUUUUGUUUUGUUUGUUUAAUAAAGCAGUUUUUUUUUUUCUCUGUUUCAUUCAAGUUUUAGCCAGGAGAUGCCUUAGUAAGACGAAAGCUCGGUUCAGAGUCGUUCCGGUUAUAAGAGUUAAAAAAAAAAAAAUAUAUUUUGAAGAGCAAGUUUGCGGCAAUGGUGAUGUUUGCACCUGGAAAUGAAGGAGAGACAACGUUGGAGAGCUGAAGAGGACGCAUUGUUACGUGCAUAUGUUAAACAGUAUGGACCUAGGGAGUGGAAUCUUGUGUCACAGCGCAUGAACACACCAUUAAACAGGGAUGCUAAAUCCUGCUUAGAAAGGUGGAAGAACUAUCUCAAGCCCGGCAUUAAGAAGGGAUCUCUCACUGAAGAAGAGCAGCGUCUUGUUAUUCGCCUCCAAGCCAAGCACGGCAAUAAAUGGAAGAAAAUUGCUGCUGAAGUCCCUGGCCGCACUGCUAAAAGACUUGGCAAGUGGUGGGAAGUGUUCAAGGAGAAGCAGCAGAGAGAACAAAAGGAGAACAAUAAGACAGUUGACCCAAUUGAAGACGGUAAAUACGAUAGGAUUCUUGAGACUUUUGCAGAGAAGCUAGUCAAGGAUCACCCUGCCCCAGCCUACCUAAUGGCUACUUCCAAUGGGGCCUUUCUUCAUAGUGACCCAACUUCAGCUGCACCAACUCUGCUUCCUCCAUGGCUUUCUAAUUCUAAUGGCACCUCCACUGUCAGGCCACCAUCUCCUUCUGUUACGUUAAGCCUCUCCCCCACAGUUUCAGCCUCUCCUCCUAUCCCCUGGCUGCAGCCUGACAGAGGACCUGAUACUGCUUCUCUUGUUUUGGGUAAUAUGCCAUCCCAUACAUCAGUCCCUUCUUGUGGAGAAAACCCAGUAGUAUCUGAGUUGGUGGAAUACUGUAGAGAAUUAGAAGAAGGGCACCGCGCUUGGGCAGCACAUAAGAAGGAAGCAUCCUGGAGAUUAAGAAGGGUAGAGUUGCAACUGGAAUCAGAGAAAGCUAGUCGGAGGAGAGAGAAGAUGGAAGAGAUUGAGGCAAAGAUUAAGGCUCUUAGAGAAGAGCAGAAGGUUGCUCUGGAGAGGAUUGAAGCAGAAUACAGAGAACAAUUAGCAGGACUAAGGAGGGAUGCAGAAACCAAGGAACAGAAGUUGACUGAACAAUGGGCUGCAAAGCACCUGCGUCUCUCGAAGUUUCUUGAGCAGAUGGGUUGCAGACCCAGGCUUGCUGAGCCUAAUGGCCGGUAGGUAAUUUUAUCAAAGGUGCUGUACCUAUCAUCGGUUAACCGCGUGGCUCAGUGAGCUAGUGAAUUUGCUUCAUGUCUUUCUCAAAAUAUAUAGUCUCUUCAAGUACAUUAAGGGGUGACUUGUGACCAUUUCAGCUCUAUGUUGAUUUUUUCAUUUAGCCAUUUAGCUGAAAUGGCUUUUACGAAACCCAGUUGUGUGUUUAGAGAACAACCAUCCACAUCUAGCUUUAAUAAAAAAAAUUCAUUAACAAUAA
Molecule: messenger RNA, 2158 nt
Organism: Ziziphus jujuba (common jujube)
Lineage: Eukaryota; Viridiplantae; Streptophyta; Magnoliopsida; Rosales; Rhamnaceae
Product: transcription factor AS1
Exons: 3
Coding region: 835-1905 (356 amino acids)
Source: RefSeq, a predicted model, not a curated record